Bacillus rossius redtenbacheri is the source of this 1206-nucleotide messenger RNA. Its product is annotated as lipase 3-like. NCBI's taxonomy places the organism in Eukaryota, Metazoa, Arthropoda, Insecta, Phasmatodea, Bacillidae. The coding region runs from base 1 to 1206 and encodes 401 amino acids. The transcript has 8 exons. Gene Ontology annotation, molecular function: hydrolase activity, acting on ester bonds. Gene Ontology annotation, biological process: lipid metabolic process. The record is from RefSeq and is a predicted model, not a curated record.
AUGUCGGGCGCAGGCCUGCUCGUGACGACCAUGUUCCUGGCUUCGCUGCUGCUGAGUGCCGGCUCCCUCCACCGGCUCAAUCAAGAAGCCUACCUCACCGUGCCGGAGCUAGUGGCGAGCCGCGGCUACCCGUCAGAGUCGCACGACGUGGUGACGGAGGACGGCUACAUCCUGACGAUGCACCGCAUCCCGCACGGCAGGCACGGGCCGUCAGUUGACCGGCCACCUGUGCUGGUGCAGCACGGGAUACUGUGCAGCUCCGCCUGCUGGGUGCUGUCCACCUCCGAGAAGGCGCUGGGGUUCGUGCUGGCCGACGCGGGCUACGAUGUGUGGCUGGGCAACUUCAGGGGCACCAACUACGCGAAGAAGCACGUCUCCCUCAAUCUCACGGACAAGCAAUUCUGGGAUUUCAGCUGGCACGAGUUGGGGGUGUACGACCUGCCGGCCAUGGUGGACUACGUGCUGAGUCGGACCGGCCGGGAGGGGCUCUUCUACGUGGCCCACUCCAUGGGCACCACGAGCUUCUUCGUGCUGCUCUCCAUGCGGCCCGAGUACAACUCCAAGAUACUGGCGCAGUUCAGCCUCGCGCCGGUCGCCUUCUUGAGCCACGUGCGGAGCCCCGUCAUCCGGCUAAUUAUCCCGUUCCUGACGAGCCUCCAUCAGCUGCAGAUGGUCGGUCCGGGAGAGUUCCUGCCCAACAGCCAGUUCUUGUCGGCGGUCGCCUCGCUGGCGUGCCCUGACGGCGCGCUCACCCCUCCCGUCUGCACGGACAUCUCCUUCCUGCUGACCGGCUUCAACCAGCGGCAGUUCAACAUGACUCUGCUGCCGGUCAUAACUGGCCACGUGCCUGCUGGCUCGUCCAUCCAUCAGUUCCUGCACUACGCCCAGGAAGUGCAUUCAGGGAGGUUUCGGCAGUUCGACCGGGGCGUGGUGGGGAACCUGCUGGCCUACGGCUCCGUAGAGCCGCCCGACUACGACCUUAGCAAGGUCACGGCGCCGGUCUACCUCUACUGGGGCGAGAACGACUGGCUGGCCGACGCCGAGGACGUGCGCGAGCUGGAGAGCAAGCUGCCGUGCGUGCGCGCCUCUACACGCGUGCCGCACCCCUGUUUCAACCACCAGGACUUCAUGUGGGCCGUGGACGUGGAGGCGCUGCUGUACCGCGACGUGCUGGCCCGCAUGGCCGCCCUCCGCCCGCCGCGCUGA